Messenger RNA from Rhopalosiphum maidis (corn leaf aphid), 1035 nucleotides. It is a transcript of the gene EMC10, whose product is annotated as ER membrane protein complex subunit 10. The coding region runs from base 188 to 844 and encodes 218 amino acids. Gene Ontology annotation, cellular component: EMC complex. The transcript is spliced from 6 exons. The record is from RefSeq and is a predicted model, not a curated record. NCBI's taxonomy places the organism in Eukaryota, Metazoa, Arthropoda, Insecta, Hemiptera, Aphididae.
AUAAUGGUAAGAGAUAUUAAAAAUUAGAAAUUUUAAGAUGAAAACCCAAUACUAAUAAAAUGUAAUGUACUUGAAUAUUUUGUUCAUUAUUGAAGCUAGAGUGUUACCACAAUUCUCAUAAAUCCGUCUUCAGUAAUAUUAAUUAUUAUAUAACGAAUUCUGACUAGAUUGAAGACAAAAUCACAAUAUGAUCUAUUAUAAACUAAUUUGUAUAUUUUGUUCAGUGUUUAGUAGUAUUUACUGUUCUGAUUCAAGUUAUGAUACAAUAUCUGAUAUUUAUUUAGAACAUGAAUUAAUUCCCAAUGCUGGUUUCACCAAACGCAGUUCUAUUCUUGUCAAUUUGGAAUCUAGGAAUGAUGUUGUAUCUAUUUCUACAAUUAAUGAUUCAGACAUACAGUUAUUAAAACAACUAGCUUCUAAAAAUGAACUAUACAGAUUAAAAGUCACUGUCAAAACAUUAUCUGGCAAAGAAAUACAUUUUCUCACCUUUACUAGAGCAUGUCUUAUAGUUGGAUCUAAAUUAAAUGAUAUUCUAACAUUACAUUUGGAUCAUUUAGAUUCUCCAUUUGCAGUUAAUUUAGCUACUACAUCUAGCAACUGCAAUAGCUUUAAUGAAUUGAACACAAAUAACUUUACAACUACAGUAUUUUUCAGAAGACCAGAAAGCAGUCCAGUACCCGAUACAGCUACUUAUAUUCAAAAGAUGGAACGUGAGCGUGACGCAAGAGAAAAGGGAAAAUCAAGCAAUAACAAAUCAAUGCUUGGAAAAUAUUGGAUGUAUAUAUUACCAUUAGUCAUAUUUAUGAUGAUUGCUGGCGCAUCAAAUCCAGAAGCAAGACAGUAAAUGGAAAAAAUGUACUUCUAAGUUUUAAUUAUUUUAUUUUAUUCUUCAAUCAAUUAAUGGAGCUAUUCCAUUAGUGUCUUUAUAUUCAAUAAUUUAAAUUUCAUAAUAUGUACAUUAAGUGAUAUUAUUGUCUAUUUAAUUACAAUAUUGGAUUAAUAAUUAAUAAAUUAUUUAAUAAUAACUAAGAAAUA